UCUGCUGAAGUCGCAGAAAGAGCAAACAGAAAAAGUUGAUUGCAAUAAAUGAACUAAUUAAAAAUUGCUUACACAAACAAUAAUAAAAUUUAGUUCAAUUAAUAAACAAAAAUGGCUCUAAAGCAAAUUGCACAUUCAAGUGCCCCAAUAGUUAAAUGGAUUGGAGCACACGAUCCGCAAGUAAACGUUGCGCAUUUACAACAUAAGAACGUAUUUUUCUAUACCAAGUGCAUUAUCGGUCCUCUGACGUUGAGCGUUGGCGAUUUUGUUUUGGUUUCGAAUGCGGAUGCAUCGGAUCCCGAUUCUGUGGAGGGGUGUGAUAUUGCAAAGAUUUUGCAUUUGUAUGAAUUGAGAGAAAUGUCAAAUCGUGAUCCUUGUCGCGCUUUAGUUCAAUGGUAUUCUCGUCCCGAGUGCGUUCCCCACAAACACUUUGACAACGACAAUAUUUGUGUGGAUUUUAGCUUAGAGUUGAUUGAGGAGCAUCGUCCAUACGAUUCAGACAUAUCGUUGGAGACAGUUUUUCGUAAGUGCAGUGUUAUAUGUGGCCCUUCCGAAACAUCUGCUGCAGGUUUGUUAGAAAACGUAUUGGAAAAUAGUAAAGGCUGUCCAAUGUUUGUGUGUCGUUAUAAAUUUAUAAAAGUAAAGAAUUCGUAUCGAUUGGUGCCCUUGGAAUUUGCCAAUGAAGAAAUUGCAUCCGUACGUGCUAGAAGAAAAUCCACAGCAGAAAAAAUCUCUUUGGAAUCAAAAUCUACCUCUACGAAAAAAUCCAGACGAUCAUCAGUAGUGGCAAGUGCAGACUCGUCAACACACAAGCAAAAAAUAUGCGCGGAAAAUGCAGUAGAAUUUAUUGACCUAAAUUAUUUUAAUGCCGAAAAUAAAGUAUCGCCUAUAAAAAUCAUAGGAGGUCGCAGUGUUGUACGCUUAUCGGAAAAAAAGAAAUCAACGUCUAGUGGAAAAUGCUCAGAGGAAGAUGAUUUUAAUGCAAAUUAUUUAACCGCCUCGCCAUUGGCGGAACAGAACGUUAAAGUAACACCUAGAUCAAGAGCGGCAGCUGCUAAAAGAAAUCUUAAUAUGAGUUUGGAAACUGGUGUGGCUGAUACUACUGCAGAUUCUGAUUGUCUCAAUUAUUCAAUUGUUAAAGGUACUCCGGAUCCGCAACAGCCACCAAAUGACAUGAAAAUCAAAUUGAGGUUGUCUGAAAGACGUCGCUCUUCUCGACUAGCUUCUUUGGAUGAAGAUCCUCUGGCUAUACAACAACAACAACAUUCCCCAAAGAGUUCGAUACACAACCCUGCAGAUAUUUAUAACACUCCAACAAAAAAAAUGAAAGAAACAUCCGUAGGUACGCCGUCGAAUCGCAGGAAAAGUAUAUUAAAAUCAACAGCUACAAAAAUGGCUGAAGGUACUCCAAAAAGAAGCAUUCAGUUAUCAAGUAUUGUGGAGAAACGCAUAUUUAAUGACGAUGAAGUCAUAAGCACUCCCAAACGUAAUAAAGCCAGGAAAUCUUUAAUAGCUGCCGUUGAUGUAGAGGCUGAUAAAGGCAUAGGAACGUUGGUCGAACAGUCGACACCAACAAAAAGUACUCAAAAAACUCCUACCAAGGGUAGAAGAAGUACUACGAAGUCGGCAAACACUGAAACUCCGGGCACUCCUCGAACACCUUCACAAAAACUAAAAAUGAUACGUUCCGGUGAAAUUAAACCGACACUGAAAAAACGCAAUUCUUUAACUGGAGAGGAAAAGGGUAAAACGGAGUUACAAGUCGCUCGCGAGCGUUUACAUGUUUCAGUUGUGCCAAAAUCUUUGCCCUGUCGUGAAAAGGAGUUUGAAAAUAUUUAUACAUUCUUAGAGGGUAAAAUUCAGGAUCAAUGCGGUGGUUGUAUGUACGUCUCAGGUGUUCCAGGAACGGGUAAAACUGCUACUGUCACAGGCGUUAUAAGAAGCUUGCAGAAAAAAGUGUCUGAAGAUGAAAUGCCACCUUUUGAUUUUUUGGAAAUCAACGGCAUGCGUUUAACCGAACCACGCCAGGCUUAUGUUCAUAUAUAUAGACAACUAACUGGCAAAACGUUGUCUUGGGAGCAUGCUCAUACAUUGUUGGAAAAGCGUUUUACUACGCCCGCGCCUAGGAGAGUAACCACCGUUUUGUUGGUAGAUGAACUAGAUAUUUUGUGUAACAGAAGACAAGAUGUCGUUUACAAUUUACUAGAUUGGCCCACAAAAUCUGCAGCACGUUUGGUGGUGGUAACAAUUGCUAAUACCAUGGAUUUGCCAGAACGUUUGCUGAUGGGUAAAGUCACAUCUCGCCUGGGUUUAACUCGUUUAACCUUUCAGCCUUAUACGCACAAACAGUUGCAAGAAAUUGUGACUGGACGUUUAAGUGGCUCAGAGGCAUUUAAAGGUGACGCAGUGCAGUUGGUAGCAAGAAAAGUUGCUGCCGUGUCGGGUGAUGCUCGUCGUGCUUUGGACAUUUGUCGGCGCGCCACUGAAAUUGCCGAUGCUGCUGCUACGAAAGCGGGACCAAGUGGCGUACAAUGCGUCAAUAUGUUGCACGUUCAGCAAGCUUUAGCUGAGAUGAUAGCCAGUGCAAAGGUGCAGGCUAUAAAGAAUUGCUCUCGGUUAGAACAGAUUUUUUUGCAGGCUGUUGUUUCCGAAGUAAAUCGUACCGGAGUAGAAGAAACUUCCUUUAUGGGCGUUUAUUCGCAAAUUGAAUCUAUAGCUGCAUUUAUGGGAGCCUUAAUCCCAACACCAGGUCGUGCUUUGAGAAUUUGCUCAAAGUUGGGUGCAGAACGCCUUCUAAUAUGUGAACAUUCACGCAACGAUAUAUUCCAAAAGAUUUUACUUAAUGUUAGCAUGGAUGAUAUACACUACGCUUUAAAAGUGAAUAAUUGAAUGCAACAGCAGAGACUAGUUCAUAUAUUGAAAUUACUACUUGUUAAUUAUUUAUUUGCGAUUUUUCAUUAAAUAGUUUUAUACAGAUAUUAUUUCAUUUUAUCUCAUUGUCAUUAUCACAUUUUUAAACAAACACAUUACAUUUUUAAACAAUUAUUUAUUUUAAUAAAAGCCUAAAGUACAAAUUUGUUACAAUAAAAUUAAUAAAAAUACUAAGUGGUGAAAACAUUCACAAAA
Messenger RNA from Calliphora vicina (urban bluebottle blowfly), 3126 nucleotides. It is a transcript of the gene Orc1, whose product is annotated as origin recognition complex subunit 1. The record is from RefSeq and is a predicted model, not a curated record. Gene Ontology annotation, molecular function: DNA replication origin binding; ATP binding; chromatin binding. The transcript has 5 exons. Gene Ontology annotation, biological process: mitotic DNA replication checkpoint signaling; DNA replication initiation. Gene Ontology annotation, cellular component: nuclear origin of replication recognition complex. NCBI's taxonomy places the organism in Eukaryota, Metazoa, Arthropoda, Insecta, Diptera, Calliphoridae. Bases 112 to 2889 code for a protein of 925 amino acids.